Molecule: messenger RNA, 1173 nt
Organism: Penicillium angulare
Lineage: Eukaryota; Fungi; Ascomycota; Eurotiomycetes; Eurotiales; Aspergillaceae
Product: UDP-N-acetylglucosamine--dolichyl-phosphate N-acetylglucosaminephosphotransferase
Exons: 2
Coding region: 1-1173 (390 amino acids)
Biological process (GO): dolichol-linked oligosaccharide biosynthetic process; protein N-linked glycosylation
Cellular component (GO): membrane
Molecular function (GO): UDP-N-acetylglucosamine-dolichyl-phosphate N-acetylglucosaminephosphotransferase activity
Source: RefSeq, a predicted model, not a curated record
AUGCGCUUUAGACCUGAAACCAUGGGAGCUGUAUGCGCGGUAGUCUAUAUCUUGUCUCUGAUUAUCUUCAUUCCUUUCGCCUUUUACAAGGAUAUCGUGGCAGCAACUUCAGGUGGCGGCAACCGUGACGUGGUUAUUGGAGAUCAACAUAUUGAGACCGGACGUUACCUACACAGAUUCCCCCAUGGAAAGCUUGCGUCGUAUCUCUCAGGAUUGCUAUCCUUGCAAUCUGUGGUUAUCCUAGGAAUCGGCGACGAUCUCCUUGAUAUUCGUUGGCGACACAAGGUCUUGAUUCCUGCAUUUGCCUCAAUUCCCAUGCUCAUUGUGUACUUUGUCGAUUUUGGUGUCACGAAAGUGGUGGUCCCAGUUCCUCUGCAGGGCUAUCUUGGAGACUUCAUUGAUCUCGGAUGGCUCUAUUACAUGUACAUGGCAGCGGUGGCGAUCUUCUGUCCAAAUGCAAUCAACAUGCUGGCAGGAAUCAACGGAAUCGAGGUUGCGCAGUCACUUGUCAUUGCAAUUCUCCUGUUGUUCAAUGAUGCCAUGUACCUGGCACCGAUCACGCCAUACCCGCAUCCUGCUACAGACUCACACCUGUUCUCCAUUUACUUUCUACUACCAUUUAUUGGUGUAUCGGCAGCCCUUUUGUGUCAUAACUGGUACCCAUCAAAGGUUUUUGUAGGCGACACCUACUGCUACUUUGCGGGAAUGGUUUUCGCUGUUGUGGGUAUUCUUGGGCAUUUCAGCAAGACCUUGCUCUUGUUGUUUGUGCCUCAGAUAUUCAACUUCUUGUAUUCUACACCGCAGCUCUUCCACUUUAUCCCCUGUCCUCGUCAUCGGCUGCCGAAAUUCAAUGCAGCGACUGGGCUUUUGAAUACCUCUGUUACGGAGUGGACCGUUCCUCCAUCUCCAUUCAUUGCGUGGAUAUUGGAUCUCCUACAUAAGCUUCGUCUAGUGCGCGUCACCAAGGACAAUGAUGGUCAAAUUAUCGAAUCUACAAAUCUGACUAUCUUAAACCUUUGGCUCGUGUGGAUGGGACCUAUGAGAGAAGAUACUCUUGCAUGGCAUAUGGUCGGAGUUCAAGUUCUGUGUGGGCUAUUGGGCUUGUUUAUCCGACAUCGUCUGGCAUUGCUCGUCUUCAAUAGCGAUAACCGCACAUUGCAGUUUAUGGUAUAA